This is a messenger RNA of Phanerochaete carnosa HHB-10118-sp, 1228 nucleotides long. RefSeq lists its product as uncharacterized. The transcript has 5 exons. The record is from RefSeq and is a predicted model, not a curated record. Bases 73 to 792 code for a protein of 239 amino acids. Lineage: Eukaryota; Fungi; Basidiomycota; Agaricomycetes; Polyporales; Phanerochaetaceae. Gene Ontology annotation, biological process: vesicle fusion; endoplasmic reticulum to Golgi vesicle-mediated transport. Gene Ontology annotation, cellular component: Golgi apparatus; endoplasmic reticulum membrane; SNARE complex. Gene Ontology annotation, molecular function: SNAP receptor activity; SNARE binding.
UUCGACUACGUCUAUUAGCUCCCUCCUCUCCCUCUUCCAUACUCUGCACAGAGGAAGGAAUAAAGAAAUACGAUGAACUCACUGUACACGCUCGGCGUGCGCCAGACAAACUCCAUCCAAAGCGACUUGGAGCGGCUACGAAACGGAGAUUCGUCCGCGGCGUUGCUAGGGCAGAUAUCCGCGUCGCUCGCCGCGAUGGCACGCACCGUGGAUGACUACGACUCGAUGGCCAAGCGCGAGAUGAUAAAGGCAAAGCAAGAGAAGGCUAUGAUGCGUGUUCAGAAGUUCAGGUCCGACUACACAGACCUACGUGCCCAAUUCGAGGUAAUAAAAACCGAGAGAGAAACAGCUUCACGUUCAGAACUUUUCGCUUCGUCAACAUCGGCAGUGCCCAUAUCACCCGCGCCAGGCGACUCACGGCGACGCUUCCAAUCGACACAACAAUCUAGUAAUACCGUAUCAGAAUCACCCUUCCGGGGGUCGGAAAGCCUGCCCAUGUCCAACCUGCGCGAGGACCAUGCAUUGCGCGAGCAUGACUUCGUCCGCAACACUGAUUCACGGCUUGACGAAUUUCUGGCGCAGGGUCAAGCUGUACUAAAUGAUUUGAAGGAUCAGAGAAACAUUCUCAAAGGCACCCAACGACGGUUACUGGAUGCGGCGAAUACUUUGGGGCUGAGUAGGAAUGUCAUUGGCUGGAUUGAGCGGAGAAGUACUCAGGACAUGUACAUCUUCAUCGUCGGAGCUAUCUUCACAUUCGUCUGCUUUUUCUUGAUAUGGAAGUAUCUGGGCUAGAUUUUUUUACUGUUUGUUCGUGCUGAAUCUCUGUAUUCAAUGCCUUUGCACUUAUGCCUCAUGAUAUUUUGUGUCUGAAGCAUUCGGACCAUACCUGUUGAUCUGUGGUAAUUUGUAGCCUUACCUAGAAAGGGCGGAGGCUUCGUGGCGCUAGCCGUUCUCGUUCUUCGUCUCGGCCUUCGGCUUUGUCCUGCAACUUCCAUUUUCUGUUCGGGAACGCGUCUUGGGACGCGUAAACGGCUUUGAAUCCGUGGUAUUUACUCUCCCAAAGCUGAAAUACGCGUUGCAAAACAUCGAAAAUGACGGAAUUAAGCCUCAAAUUCACGUCCACUCCAAGUGCGGAUACGGGAACGUACAGGCUCCUAGAACUCCCGUCGGAACUGCUCAAGGUCAUAGAAUCGGCAACAGACGGUGAUGCAAGGUAACUCAGGGUCAC